AUGGCCUCGUCCGAGAAGCCGUUUCAGGGCGUUUCGCUGGCUGAUCUGCCCAAAUCAUGGAACUUCACAGACAAGUUGCCCCCGGACCUGGCCUUCCCAACCCCGGCAGCUUCUCACAAGACUCCACGAGAUGAAAUCACACCUCGUCUCGUCCGCGGCGCCCUCUUCACCUGGGUGCGACCCGCUCCCCAGCAAGACCCAGAGCUGUUGGCUGUGAGCCCUGCAGCUCUGCGGGACAUUGGAAUCAAGCAAGACGAAGCAAAAACCGAAGACUUCCGGCAGUUUGUAGCUGGUAACAAGCUAUAUGGCUGGGACGAGACAAAGCUCGAAGGCGGGUAUCCUUGGGCGCAAUGCUACGGAGGCUUUCAGUUUGGCCAGUGGGCGGGACAGCUUGGCGAUGGAAGAGCCAUCUCGCUCUUUGAAGCAACCAAUCCGGCUACCAAUGUGCGAUAUGAGCUGCAACUCAAGGGAGCCGGCUUGACUCCAUAUUCUCGCUUUGCUGAUGGAAAGGCCGUGCUGAGAUCCAGCAUCCGCGAAUUUAUCGUUUCCGAGGCGCUCAAUGCGCUGGGGAUACCUACGACCAGGGCACUGUCCCUGACCUUGCUCCCCCAUUCCAAUGUCCUGAGAGAGAGGGUUGAGCCUGGGGCCAUAGUGCUGCGGUUCGCCCAAUCAUGGCUGCGGCUCGGCACCUUUGAUCUGCUACGCGCGAGAGGGGAUCGCGAACUUAUCAGGAAGCUCGCAACUUACAUUGCGGAAGACGUCUUUGGCGGCUGGGAGACGCUGCCUGGACGGUUAGAAACACCCGAAGAACCUGCCAAAUCACCGCCUCCUAAGCGCGGAAUAUCAGCCUCUGACGUCGAGGGGCCCAGCAAUGCUGCCGAAAAUAGGUUCCAGCGGCUGUACAGAGAAAUUGUGAGGCGAAACGCCGUGACUGUGGCCCAUUGGCAGGCAUAUGGUUUCAUGAACGGUGUCUUGAACACCGACAACACCUCCGUAUACGGCCUGUCAAUGGACUAUGGGCCGUUUGCGUUCAUGGACAACUUUGAUCCAUCAUACACUCCGAAUCACGACGAUCACUUGCUGCGGUACAGCUACAAGAAUCAGCCUACAAUCAUAUGGUGGAACCUCGUGAGACUUGGCGAGGCUCUUGGAGAGCUUAUCGGUAUCGGAGCUCAGGUUGACGACGAUACCUUCAUCAACAAGGGCAUAGAAGAAGAGCAAGAGAAGGACUUGGUUGAGCGAGCGGAGAAUUUGAUCUCGCAGGCCGGAGAGGAAUUCAAAGCCGUCUUCCUGAACGAAUACAAGCGACUCAUGACGGCGAGAAUUGGCCUGCGCAACUUUAAGGAAGGGGACUUUGAAGAGCUCUUCAGCGAAGUGCUCGAUACGAUGGAGGGGUUGGAGCUGGAUUUCAACCACUUCUUCCGCCGGCUGAGCUCCAUCAGACUGGCAGAUAUUGCAGAGGCAAAGGAUAGAAAAGAAAAAGCCGCCAUCUUUUUCCACAAAGAAGGGCCGCCCGUUGUUGGAGAGGAAGCUGGGAAGGACAUGAUUGCCACUUGGCUUGAGAAGUGGCGUGCGCGUGUUCUCGAAGACUGGGGACAAGAGUCGUCCGAAGCCCUGUCCGAAGACGAAGACGCCGAGAGGAUCCGGGCCAUGAAGCAGGUCAACCCCAACUUUAUCCCUCGAGGCUGGAUCUUGGACGAAGUGAUACGGCGCGUCGAGAAAGAAGGCGAGAGAAAAGUCCUGGACCGUCUCAUGCACAUGGCCCUACACCCGUUUGAAGACUCGUGGGACGGAGCCACGAUCGACGGAGUCGAGUAUAAGGGCGAUCGAGAGGAGGAGCAACGAUGGGUUGGCGACGUGCCCAAGUUUGAGCGGGCCCUGCAGUGCAGCUGCAGUUCAUAG
This is a messenger RNA of Trichoderma reesei QM6a, 1902 nucleotides long. RefSeq lists its product as uncharacterized. The record is from RefSeq and is a predicted model, not a curated record. Lineage: Eukaryota; Fungi; Ascomycota; Sordariomycetes; Hypocreales; Hypocreaceae. Bases 1 to 1902 code for a protein of 633 amino acids. The transcript has 2 exons.